AUGGCAUCGAUAAUUGUACUGAUUAUAUCGAUUUUCACCAUCAUAGCUGUUACCGGAGAGGCAGCAGACUUGCAAACCGAUAAGGAUUUGACUGAAGUCGCUUCAGAAAUCGAAGGUUGUCCGUAUCUAGAUAAUGCUGAGUAUAAAGUUAAAGUGAAGGGUUCAGUUUCGACGUUGAACGGUGGAUGUGCCUACAUAACCUACAAUUCUAGUGACAUAAAACCACAAACAUUUAGCUUAUGGUUCGGAAACGUAUAUGAAAUUGCGAAAAAUUGCAAUAAUAGUGCUAUUGAAUAUUUUCGUUUUUACUGCGUAUCAAAAUCACCCUCACCGUCAGAAGACAUCAGAAAGGGACGUAUGUACAUAAAACUAUACGAUGAUGGUGUCCGCAAGGUGGAAAGAAAAAAUCACAGAUGUGCCGUGUAUGAGAAGACCGAAGACAAAGACUACGUCACAAUGUUAAGGUUGGCGGUUAGCAGUAACGAUUCGUGCGACGGCUUGUCAGACAUACUGGACCACCCGGAUAAGAUACGUUUGCACAAAAGGGGAGCUAUGUUGCUGACAUUUAGCAGGAUCAGACCCGGCGCACCACUAGCAGCGGCUGCCACAACAAAUGCUACUGAAUCGAUACAUUCGAUAUCCAAUAGUUACGAGAGACGAGGAUACAUUCAACAUAAUUAUGGAAAUCGACCAAAUCUAUUUUGGAGGACCGAGACUACAGAAACUCAAGACAGUGACAAAAGAGGACUACAAAUGAAUGAUGAAGAUGGCAGACAUCGUGCAGUCACGGACCUCGCCAGUUAUGAAUAUUUGCAUUCCAAUGUAAGCAACAAAGAUGUAGGCAUGAGUACAAUUAAGGAUACAAAUCACACUCAAAUAAGAGUAAUGCCGCAAGCGCCCGAAGUCGUUGGCAAAAAAAAAUAA
Molecule: messenger RNA, 924 nt
Organism: Macrosiphum euphorbiae (potato aphid)
Lineage: Eukaryota; Metazoa; Arthropoda; Insecta; Hemiptera; Aphididae
Source: the annotation of a GenBank genome assembly